AUGGGUGUGAGCGACGUCAUUCUGUCUACGACUGUGCCAAUCAUUCCUCAGAAACAGUGUCGGAGGGAAUGGUCAGCUUUGACGGGAGGUGCCAUCCAAAUAUCAGUCAACCAGCUCUGUGCUGGCUCGAAAUUGCACGGAACCGCACCGGGUGACAGUGGAGGUCCUUUACUUGUUAGAGAUCCCCUUGGUAGACUGGUUCAAGUGGGAAUCACCUCCUUUGGAGCAGGAGGUAUUCAAGGUCUGCUCGAUCAAAGCACCUAUCCAGGUUAG
Cooperia oncophora is the source of this 273-nucleotide messenger RNA. NCBI's taxonomy places the organism in Eukaryota, Metazoa, Nematoda, Chromadorea, Rhabditida, Trichostrongylidae. The record is from the annotation of a GenBank genome assembly.